This is a messenger RNA of Moneuplotes crassus, 1488 nucleotides long. NCBI's taxonomy places the organism in Eukaryota, Ciliophora, Spirotrichea, Euplotida, Euplotidae. The record is from the annotation of a GenBank genome assembly.
AUGGUUAGAUUUGACGAAUGAGGCUUCUUCCCUUACUCGAUCGAUCAGAAUGGAGACUUAGUGAUCCUCUUCAGGUCAAAUAAUGAAGGUCCAAACCCAGAUUUACUUGAAGAUUUUGGCACUAGGAGAACUCCUAGUGAAUCCAGUAUCUUCUUCUCAGCUGUCAGAGGAUUCUUGGAGAAGUCUUUUGGCUUUUUCUCAGAAUUCUUACAAAAUAUUGAGAUUGAUAAGGUUAAUCUGAACGGGAGUGUUGAGCUCCAGAAUGGGCUGCAAGAACUUAUUCAUUUCACGAAAUAUUUCAAUGUUUACCAUAUCUGAGGGGAAUAUAUUGGCAUAUUUACUCCUCUUAAUUGAUACAUUGACCUGAGUUCAAUCAACCAAGCUUUGAAAGAGACUAAAGGGUACGAACAGUUCCAAUUCCAAUGGUUGAAAUUAGACAGAAUCAUCUCUGAAGUUUGUGAGGAGCCUAAAAAGGAUGCUUCAGGAUUGAAAAAGUCAUUAUUAUCCACAAUUUCUUCAUUCAACUUGCAAGUAAUCUCAUCAAAGGCAUCUGAAUUACUGGAUAUUCACUUAGGGAUCCUUUCGAGUGGCCAAGAUGAGGAUGGAAUUGCUAAAACUUCAUGCCCAAAUUAUGGAAUUUUUCUGUGAAAUCCAGAAGACUCUAUUUACUUUGAAGCCAUGAUUAUGUCCAGCUUCAUGGAUGAAGGAGAUACUUGGGAAAUCUAUCAUCUCUUUGAAAAUGAAUUCCCUCUUGAAGAAGAUCUUGAAAACUUGAAGGGAGUCGUUGUUGCUGGGACAGCUGAUUGGCAGUCUUUUGAAGGCCUAGAGUUUUUGAAGGAUCCUCCUGAGCAUCUUAGGAUUUUGUAUAUUGGAGAUUUGUAUAAUGUUGUAACCUUUGAUGAGGAGGAAGACCAAUGCGAAGGUCAGAUUAUUCCAGGGAUUGGAAGGUACUCAAUUGAGUUCGUUAACAGGAAGAAUGAGCAAGUUGUGUUAAAUAAUAUUUAGAAAAUUUGCAGAAGGAGAGGUGGAGAAAUUUAGCGUUUGAAGAGUUCAACCAGAGGAAGAGGUUAAAUCUCUUAAAAGAGCAAUGUCUUUAUCACAUUCGCUUUUAUCUCCUUGAGAAAUAUAUAAGCUACCACAAAACUUUCUCAUACUUAAAAACAAUCCUUGAUUAACCAUCCAAUUCCUUCAAGACCAUAUUCGCUUCAAACUUGACAAAAAGAUAGAAUUCGAAGACCAGAAAGAUCCUCCCAUCAAAUCAAACCAUCUUAACUCAACCCGCCACUUUAAUUCCACCACCAAACUUCCAAAAUCCUCUCCCAAUCCCCAAUCUUCCUUCAAAAUGAGAACUAUGACCAAAAACCCUCCUUUAUCAAGCCACCCUCUCUUCAUCCCAGAUCAAGCUCAGAGAGCUCUGCUGAAAUACCUCCAUGACUUCCUGAAGAGCUCCUCUAAUUCCAAGGAUUCUUAAGAAAGCACCUCAAUCUU